AUGGCAACAAUGGCGCCCUCAUCUGCUCUGCUGCCACUGCUCCUGCUCCUGCCCCUGCUUCUCCUCUCCGUCGCAUGUACUGCAGGCGCGGCACCGGCAGCAACAGCAACGGUACCAACGAUACCAUCCCAGCCCGGCAAGCCGAACUCGAACAACAAGCAGAAGCAGGGGGGCGCGCCGCUGGGGCCGGCGGUGCGCGCGCUGGUGCAGUCCACCUGCAACGCCACCACCUACUACGACCUGUGCGUGGCCGCGCUCGUGGCGGACCCGGCCAGCUCCACCGCCGACCUCCGCGGCAUGUGCGCCAUCGCCGUCUCCGCGGCGGCCGCCAACGCCUCCGCCACCGCGUCGGCGCUCGCCAACACCACCUGGGCCGCCUCGGGCGCCCCGGAGACGGGCAGCGACGGGCGCGCGCAGCAGGUGCCGGCGCUCCUGACGCGGACUUGCGCCGGCAAGUACGGCGAGGCGCGGGAGGCGCUGCUGGAGGCCCGGGAGUCGGUGGGCGAGGAGGCGUACGACUACGCGUUCGUGCACGUGGGCGCCGCCGCCGAGUACCCCGCGGUGUGCCGGACGCUGUUCCGGAGGAAGCGGGUGCCCUACCCCGUGGAGCUGGCCCGGCGGGAGCAGGCGCUGGAGCACCUCUGCACCGUCGUCAUCGACAUCAUCACGCUCCUCGCCUAG
Triticum turgidum subsp. durum (durum wheat) is the source of this 681-nucleotide messenger RNA. The record is from the annotation of a GenBank genome assembly. NCBI's taxonomy places the organism in Eukaryota, Viridiplantae, Streptophyta, Magnoliopsida, Poales, Poaceae.